Loxodonta africana (African savanna elephant) is the source of this 11261-nucleotide messenger RNA. RefSeq names its product suppressor of cytokine signaling 4 (gene SOCS4). Bases 258 to 1583 code for a protein of 441 amino acids. The transcript has 2 exons. The record is from RefSeq and is a predicted model, not a curated record. Gene Ontology annotation, biological process: positive regulation of proteasomal ubiquitin-dependent protein catabolic process; phosphatidylinositol phosphate biosynthetic process; negative regulation of epidermal growth factor-activated receptor activity. Gene Ontology annotation, cellular component: phosphatidylinositol 3-kinase complex. Lineage: Eukaryota; Metazoa; Chordata; Mammalia; Proboscidea; Elephantidae. Gene Ontology annotation, molecular function: 1-phosphatidylinositol-3-kinase regulator activity.
CGGGGCGGGGGGGGGGGGAGUGUAGAAAAGCACUCCCUUGUUGGACCUACACGAGGUGCAGGAGUGGCCGAGCCUCUCUUUUUAACCUCGGCGAACACUCAGAGCGACGGCGAUGGUGAUGGCGGCGGUUACUUGGACGGCUAUAGUUGAGCUGCGCUCCGGGAGAUACAUGCAGAAAGUGCCCAGAAGAAACUUCCUGCCAGAAAAACUGAAAAAGCAGUAUUUAUAACACUGGAAUUUGUGGAUAAUAUGUUAAAAUGGCAGAAAGUAUUGAAAAUAAUAGUAAAAAUGUAGAUGUAAGGCCCAAAACUAGUCGAAGUAGAAGUGCUGACAGAAAGGAUGGUUAUGUAUGGAGUGGAAAGAAGUUAUCUUGGUUAAAAAAAAGUGAGAGUUGUUCAGAUGCUGAAACAGUAGAUACUGUAGAAAAAACAGAAGUUCCUUUAAGGAGCCAAGAAAGGAAGCACAGCUGUUCAUCCAUCGAGUUGGACUUAGAUCAUUCGUGUGGGCAUAGAUUUUUAGGCCGAUCUCUGAAACAGAAACUGCAAGAUGCCGUGGGGCAGUGUUUUCCAAUAAAGAAUUGUAGUAGUCGGCACUCUUCAGGCCUUCCAUCUAAAAGAAAAAUUCACAUCAGUGAACUUAUGUUAGAUAAGUGUCCUUUCCCACCUCGAUCAGAUUUAGCUUUUAGAUGGCAUUUUAUUAAACGACACACUGUUCCUAUAAAUCCCAAAUCAGAAGAAUGGGUAAGCACAGACUUGUCUCAGAGUGAAUUGAGGGAUGGUCAGCUAAAACAAAGAAGAAACAUGGAAGAAGAUGUAAACUGUUUCUCACAUACCAAUGUUCAGCCCUGUGUCAUAACUACCAACAGCGCUUCGUGUAAAGGUGAUCCUAUGACUGGCUCUGUGAUAAACCUGGUUUCCAAUAACAGUAUAGAAGAUAGUGAUAUGGAUUCAGAUGAUGAAAUUAUAACACUUUGCACAAGUUCCAGAAAAAGAAACAAACCCAAAUGGGAAUUAGAUGAUGAAAUCCUGCAGUUGGAAACACCUCCUAAGUACCACACCCAGAUUGAUUACGUCCACUGUCUUGUACCAGACCUUCUACAAAUCAAUAACAAUCCGUGUUACUGGGGAGUUAUGGAUAAAUAUGCAGCCGAAGCGCUACUAGAAGGAAAACCAGAGGGAACCUUUUUACUUCGAGACUCAGCACAGGAAGACUACUUAUUCUCUGUUAGUUUUAGACGCUAUAGUCGUUCUCUUCAUGCUAGAAUUGAACAGUGGAACCACAACUUUAGCUUUGAUGCACAUGAUCCUUGUGUCUUCCAUUCUCCUGACAUUACUGGGCUCCUAGAACAUUAUAAGGACCCGAGUGCCUGUAUGUUCUUCGAACCACUUUUAUCCACACCUUUAAUUCGGACUUUCCCCUUUUCCUUGCAGCAUAUAUGCAGAACAGUUAUUUGUAACUGUACAACUUAUGAUGGCAUUGAUGCCCUUCCAAUUCCUUCUUCUAUGAAAUUAUAUCUGAAGGAAUAUCACUAUAAAUCAAAAGUUAGAGUACUCAGGAUCGAUGCACCAGAACAACAAUGCUAGGAAAAGGGUAGGAAAAUCUGAAUGAUUAUAUAUACAUGUUUUCAUUUAAUAGCUUAUGGUUCUUGUUCAGCCACUCUGAAUUUUUCUUCAAGGGCAGUUGGAGUCCAAAAUAAACUCUGCCCAAAAUCUUACUUCCGUAUUAUUUUAUGUUUCUUGCAAUGCACUGUUGAAGGUUAUACACUAGGGUUAAUGAUGUUUGGUUUUUGUUUUUUCCGUAGAUUGUAUACUUAAUUUUGUUUUCCUUAAUUCUAAUUGUUGUAUGAUACAGGCAUAUUUGAAAUUUGGUAGGCACUGCAGAGUUGAAUAUUUUGUUUUUCAUGCUUUCCUUUAAAAAAAAAUGCUGUGUCCUUCCUACAUGUAAAAUGUUUUGUUAAUCUAUACUAUCAGUAUUCCUGUACAUAAAAUAGUUUCCCCAUCCCAUAUUCAAUGAAUUGUUUUAAAAUUCGUCAGUAAAGUUGAGUGUGUUGUAAUUCACAAUUCAUACUAAACAUAAUUGACUUUUAUAAUUUUCUAGUAGGGUUGUUAGACAUAGCAAGAUGGUUUAAAAUCAAAGUUAAUGGUGUAUUUUCAUCUUAAAUAUUUACUCAAAAACAGUAUUACUAAAUUUCGUUGAUGUGGUCAGUGAAAAUCAAAUGAGAACAUGACGUUUUGGAGACGCAUUUUUUCUUCUGCAAUGUGGCAGGGCUGUUAUUUUUGAAUAGGCCUUUCUCUCAACCUGGAAGAGUGAAGCUACCUUCAUAACAUAAAUAUUGUUCCUUUCUCACUGGAAGCUUUAAAAAUAGUAAGUAAUAACACUAUUAGUAACUAGUAGUUACUAAAGUACUAAAGGAACUAUGGGAGUUUUCUGUAUUAUGAACUAUUGCAUCUACUUAGCCCUUUUAUGGAAAUUCUGAACCUGUUACUUUGAGAUUCCACAGUUUAUAAACAGCCAUGAAUUUCCACUGGUAACCAAAGAAUACCUAAAUAAUUUUUCACUAUUUUAAAUUGGACCUGAAUAAAGAUUCAAGAAUUAAACAUGAGCUCAGUAUUCAGGAAGCUUAAAAUUGUUUUUAUCUUAAAAGUUCAAAUAAAGAUUCCUGUCUUCAGAAUUAUGUGUUUUAAUAUGGCCUCAAAAAAAAGGAAAACCUUUUUGACAGGUACGUGGUUUAUACAAUACAAACAGUACUGGGUAACAAGGGCAAUAUUUUUAAUUUACUAUCCCAAGAAUGGAAACCCUGAUGGCAUAGUGGUGAAGUGCUACGUUUGCUAACCAAAAGGUCGGCAGUUUGAAUCCACCAGGUGCUCCUUGGAAAUUCUAUGGGGCAGUUCUACUCUGUCUUAUGGGGUCGCUAUGAGUUGGAAUCAACAGCAAUGGGUUUGGGUUUUAUCCCAAGAACAGAAAGCAUUUUUAGAAACAUGCCCAAUAUAACUAAUAAAGAUAAAUGGAGUGAUAGCCUAUCUCUUUUUAUAGUUUAUUUUAUUUUAUUGUUGUUGAGACUAUACACAGCAGAACAUAGACCAGCAAAUUCUACAUGUACAAUUCAGUGACAUUGAUUACAUUCUUUGAAUUGUGCAACCAUUCCCACCCUCCUUUUCUGAGUUCCUCCCCCAUUAAUAAACUCACCGCCCCUUAAAUUUCCUAUCUAGUUUUUCAUGACCUAGUUUUUAAAGAAUCGAUGAGUAAUAAAUUUCUUUUCUUAUUCAUAUUCCUAGACAGUUACCCAACUUUUGUUCUGGUGAUCUAUCUACCGCUUAGUACAAAUUGGCACUUUUAAUAUAGUAAUUGAUUUCUUGAUUGUUGGUUUAGCUGUAUUAGGACGCUGCUUCUACCUGGAUUGAAAGGAAUUUGAUUUAGAAAUUUCCAAGUUAGAAUGAUGUUUCUUCAUUAUCAUUGUUUUAUGUUGAAGUAGCAUUUCCUUAUUUUGUACUUCUGCUGUUAACAUAAAGAUUGCAUUUUUUCAGAAAGAGCUUUAAAAUAAAAUGUUAACAAUUAUUACAAAAUUAAACCAGGAAAAUCUGUUCCCAUAUCUUCUAGCAUUUUUUCUCAGUGAUCUCCAGAUUGUCUUGAUCUCAGUGAGAGGUAGCUAUUAAAAUGGCAUCUCUUAGCAGAGAUAAGGCCCAGAAUAUAACACCAAUGUCAAGUUAAAUAACAUCUCUUCUAAAAAUGGUAUUUAUCUUUUACAAAGGUAGAAAAGUCUUAUACUACCUCAUCUUUAUUGUGGCACUUCGUAGAUCACUGAGAAGCUUGUCUUCUUAACCAAUGUAACACUUCCUAAAUAUCCACCUUUGGUGACAGAAAAGUAAAAUUAGUAGUAUGGUAAGACUAUCUGUGAUUAGAGUUUUUUAUCAGAAUUUGAUAAUAAGACUUUCUGUUUCUGUGAAACAAUUAUUAUUUUAGAUACUUUUCUUUUAAAAAUAACUUUUUAUUAGUACAGAAAAACCUAAGGGAAGACUAGCUAAUGAAUAUUCUGUUAAAAGGUAGUUUUAUAAAGAAAAAAUAAAUAUAAUUAUGUUGUCUUUUAUAAUGGUAAAAAUUAGUGUUUAUAUGAAAGUCAAGAUCUAAGUGGGUUUUCAUAUAAUUCAAACUGGUUGCUGUGAUAUAUUUUCUCUGGUUUUCUUAUUUUUUUUCAACUUUAAGAUAUUAACAGCUGUUAACAUACUGCCAUAUAUGUAGCUUUGAAGUAGAUCUAAUAAAUGAGCAGGAAAGAGACUCAUUUAUUCUGAAAUGGUUUGUAUUUUUCCUUUGUUAGCAAUGAAAAGAAAUGUGGAAAGUAGAAAUAUAUACAAAGACUUGAGAAGGGAGUCAUUUACUAUGAAGGGAAAAGAAGUAAUAAUAAGUUAAUUUUUAAAAACAUCUACAGGAUUGGAAUUUAGAAGGGCUAACCCCUUUCUCUGUGACUAAGUUGGACAUUGUGAAUAUUUGAAAAGUGUGAAUUCCAGCGUCGAGAGAGCCUUCAGCAUGGUGGAAAUGUGUAGCACUUAUUGGCAAGAGAGGAUGAAGCUAAAAGAAACAAGAUGAAAUAUUAAAAUUAAGAAUUAAGGCAUUACCUCUGGGAAAAGCCUUGACAGUGAAAGGGAACUACUUCAUCGCUAAUAGCUAGUCUGGACCAGACACUUAACUGUGCUUUGGGAAUAAUCGUGCACUAAUCAGGAAAUAAACUUGACUUUUCUAUUUCUCUCUGAAGCUUUUUAGGACAUAUCCCUUUCCCUCCUCUCACCCCCGUUUUUUAAGCUAUAACAUCUUGAUUCAUACUAUAAUUUCUUAAAUAUGCUGAAUAAAUUUUUUUAGGUUUGUUGAACAUUUUUGUAUGAAGAGUUACAUGCGAUCUUUCUAUAUAACCUGCCAUUCAUUUAAAUAAUUCAUAGAGGGAAUGCUUUAAUUUAAAGCAAGACCUAAUAGGAAGAAGAUUAAAGGAAGCUUUUAGUCAGCCUGUGGCUAAAUUUAUUGAUUUGGUGAUCAAACCUGUGUUCUUUCCUGAAUUUCAGCUAAUGGGUAACUGUGGUCAAAGAGUGGCUUUCAGUUACAGUUUUGACUUAUUAUAAAUAAUAUAAAGGAUGUCUUAGUAAUGAGAAAUCCUUUAAAAAGCAGAACAAAUGUGGCAAAUAGGACUCAUCAUUAUACAAAUUCAUUUCUUUUUAUAGGAAAAACACAUAAACCAUUAUCAUUUAUUCAUGAGCCAAAGCCAUUAAGAAGACAAACCAAGUUAUCAGCUUCCUGUCUCUCUUCGGUUCAUUUUAUAGAUCCACACAAUAGAGAACUUCCUUCCUAUGAAAAACCUUGAGAUCUAACUCCCUUAAACACCUACUUUUCAUUAAAAAUAUAUUUUUGUCACUUUAGCUAUAAUCAGUGUCCAAUAAACAGCUUAUAUAUUGCUUUUGGUAGAACAAGUUUCACAGGAAAGUGGACUUUUAAUUAUAAGAUUUAUUUCUGGAGACAAUGCAAGGAAAACAAAAUAUUAAAGGUAAAUUAGACAGUGUAAUGUUAGGUAAUUUAAUGCCAAAAUGAAUUAAAGGUUUUUAAGUCAAACUUCCUACUUUGGUGAAACAAUCUUUACAAUUAUUGUUUUAACAGUUUUACACUCAUUUCUAUUUCUAAAGAAAACAAAGCACAAAAGUUUGUUUUUUUAAUGGCCAAGAAAUAUUGAUCAAUGCUACAAGAGUCUGCCUAUACUAUUCUAAUAAGAUACUGGUCACAAAAUUGAGGUAACUUAAGCAGAAAUGUAGACUAAUGGAUAUAACCCAAUGGAAAGGGAUUUAGAAGAACGUGAAUCCUAUUCCAAGUAAAGCCAAAGUCUGUCUUUGAUUACUUUCUAAUUUUGAAUAGAUUACUGACUCCUAGAUCUUUCUUUGCCUUCAUUUUCUAACAGUAUAGGUUAUAAUACUUGUUACUUGGCUUCGUGAAGGUUAAUUCUUUAAAAGAAGUGACCCUUGGAGCAUACUUGAAAAUAAUUGUUGUACAGCUGUUAAGUGCUAAUGUGAUGAUACGUUUUCAGGGUAAAACCUUAGUGGAUCCUGCAGAAUCACACUGACUUCUUUUAGUCUGUAAUAGUCUUUCGUGGCUUGGUUUGACAAUAGAGAUAACAGUACAAAUUCGAAUUUAUGGUUUAGACUCUGCAAUUUGAUGAAAAAUUGCAAUUUCCUCUUACCCUUCGUAAGGCCUAUGUAAAAUAGACAUUUGCCUAACUUAUUUUAAAAGUUGAUUACAUUUGUGGGAAAUACAGAUAAUCACUUUUGUCAUGGGUAUAACCAAAUCUUUCAGAGUUGAAAGCCACGGUGUAAAACUCAAGGCAGUUUUUCAAAUUAUGCUGACUUUGCUAGAACUGGAUAAACUGUAAGCAAAGUAUGUAUGAACUUGAUAUAUACUUCAAUGUACAGAAUUUAAGUAGCAACUUUGCAAAGCUGUUAGUACUCUUGUCAGGCUUGUAUGACUUUUUCUCCACUUCUUACCCUAAAAAAGUAGACUAUUUCCAUUUUUAUCUCUAAUCCUGAAGUUGAACAUUUCUUUGGAUAUGAGUUCAAAUAAAAUGAUUUGAAUACAUUUUCUUCUUAAUUAAAACUUCAUAUAUAAAAUCCAAAGGCUUUGUAUUUUGAUUUUAAAACAUUGUGUAUUCUUACCUUAUGUACCCAACUUAGAGUCUGAAAAAAGACUUUGAAAAACCUGGGUUUUUUUUAGUAUGUUAGUUUGGGUCUUCCUGAGAAGCAGAUGCCAAGAUGUGACUAGUUGUGCAGACAUUUAUGGGAGGAAACACCUCUAAGGAUAAAGGGGGAAGAAGCAGGAGAAGGUGGGGAAGUCUUCAGACCACAUUGCAGGUCUGACAUGUGUGAAAAAAGGAAUGAGUGGGGUGGGCUUCAGACGGCAGGCAGUGCAGUUCUGAAAACAUCAGCCAGGCAGGGAGUUAGUUCCCAAACAAAGGUUGUCAGUGGGACAGGAAUGGCCUGGCUUUAGAACCCUCCCCCGUGCUCAGUUACUGGCUGGGAGCAGGCAGAGAAUAGGCAGUCGCUCAUACCCAGGGCCAGGUGAGUGACUGAAGCACUUGAAUUGGGUACUUUUUUUUUUUUUUUACAAACUCAGCAAUGAAGAGAAAUAGUAUUUUGAAAAGAAUCAAUGCAAAAAAAAAAAAAAAUCCAUAUGAACAAAAUAUCAAAAAGUUAAAGACCAAACCAUUUGUCCUCAAGUCAAUUCUGCCUUGUGGCAACCCCAGAUGUUUCAGAGUAGAACUGCAUUCCUUAGAGUUUUCAAUGGUUGUGAUCUUUCAGAAGUGGACCUAGCCAGGCCUUUCUCCAGACACCUCUGGGUGGAUUCAGGCAACCUUUCAAUUAGCAGCUGGAUACUUAACCCUUCGCACCAGCCAGGGACUUAACAUAAAGACUUGCCCAUUGCUGUAGAGUGGAUUCCGACUCAUAGUAACCCUAUAAGACAGUAGAACUGCCCCAUAGGGUUUCCGAGGAGUGCCUGGUGGAUUUGAACAGCUGGCCUUUUAGUUAGCAGCCGAACUCAACUACUCCACUACCAGGGUUUCCGUACAUAAAGACAGGACCUGAUAAUUCCUGCUGCCUCAGGGUUCAAUGUGGCUCUGCAAGGCACUGCUCAUUCACUACUUCCUAUGAGGGCAAGGUAGGUUGUCCACGUUUGUGGUAUAACUUGCAUUAGUGAUAUAACUUUUAAUAGACCAUAGAGCCCUGUGCUCUAUCUUAAAUUAUGCCUUCUCCAGGUUUAGGUGUCUGAAGUUCCUCUAUUGUUCGUUUUUCAGUACAAGAAGUAUGUGUUCUGUGGAGCACACUUAGAGAUAAGUUUUGAGAAGUUUAUGGUAAAUAGCCAGCCACUGACCCACUACUGGCUUACACAAAACAACGAAGGGAUGGAAUAUACUGAAUACUUUUAAUAUAUUUAACAAGAGACUUACUGACUGCAGGUAUACUCAGAGAUAUUACUGGUUCAGUUCCAGACCAUCACAAUAAAGCAAAUAUUGCAAUAAAACAAGCCACAAAUUUUCUGGUUCCCUGGUGCAUGUAGGAGUUAUGUUUAAACCAUACUGUAGUCUAUUAGGAGCUCUGGUGGUGCAGUGGUUAAGAGAUACGGAGAGCUACAGCUGCUAACCAAAACGUUAGCAGUUCGAAUCCACCAAUCACCCCUUGGAAACGAUGGGGGCAGUUCUACUCUGUCCUAUAGGGUCGCUAUGAAUUGGAAUUGACUCAACAGCAACGGGUUUGUUUUUUGGUAGUCUGUUUAGUGUGCAAUAGCAUUAUAUCUUUAAAAAAGUACAUACCUUUAAAAAAUGCUUUAUUGCUAAAAAGAAAAAUGCUAACCAUCAUCUGAGCCUUCACUGAGUCGUAAUAGUCUAUUUUGCUGGUGGAUGGUCUUACUUCAAUAUUGAUGGCUGCUGACUGAUCAGGGUGGUGGUUGUUGAAGGUUGGGGUGGCUGUGGCAAAUUCUCAGAAUAAGACAACAAUGAAGUUUGCCCCAUCAAUUAACUCUUCCUUUCAUGAAAGAGUUCUCUGUAGCAUGUGAUGCUGUUUGAUGGCAUUUUACCUAUAGUAGAACUUUUUUCAAAAUUGGAGUCAAUCCUCUCAAACCCUGCUGCUGCUUUAUCAAACAAGUUUAGGUAAUAUUCUAAACCCUUUGUUGUCAUUUCAACAAUGGUCACAGCAUCUUCACCAGGAGUAGAUUCCAUCUCAAGAAACCACUUUCUUUGCUCAUCCGUAAGAGGCAACUCCUCAUCAGUUAAAGUUUUAUCAUGGGAUUACAGCAAUUCAGUCACACCUCCAGGCUCCACUUCUAAUUGUAGCUCUCUUGUUAUUUCCACUACAUUUACUGUUGCUUCCUCCACUAAGUCUUGAACUCCUCAAAGUCAUGCAUGAGGGUUGGUAUCAACUUCUUCCAAACUUCUGUUAAUGUCGAUAUUUUCACCUCCUCCCAUGAAUCAUGAAUGCUCUUAAUAGCAUUUAGAAUGGUGAAUCCUUUCUAGGAGGUUUUCAAUUGACUUUGCCCAGAUCCAUCAGAGGAAUCACUAUCUAUGGCAGCUAUAGCCUUCAAACUGUAUUUCUUAAAUAAUAAAACUUGAAAGUCAAAAUUACUCCUUGAUCUACGGGCUGCAGAAUGGAUGUUGUGUUAGCAAGCGUGAAAACAACAUCAAUCUCCUUGUACAUCUCCAUCAGAGCUCUUGGGCAAUGAGGUGCAUUGUCAAUGAGCAGUAAUAUUUUGAAACAAAUCUUUUUUUCUGAGCAGUAGCUUGCUACAGUGGACUUAAGAUAUUCAGUAAACCAUGUUGUAAACAGAUGUGCUGUCAUCCAGGCUUUGUUGUUCCAUUUAUAGAGCACAGGCAGAGUUGAUUUAGCAUAAUUCUUAAGGGCCCUAGGGUUUUCAUAAUGGUAAAUGAGCAUUGGCUUCAACUUAAAGUCACCAGCCGCAUUAGCCCCUAACAAGAGAGUCAGCCUGUCCUUUGAAGCUUUGAACCCAGGCAUUGACUUCUCUUCAGCUGUGAAGGUCAUAGAUGGCGUCUUCUUCCCGUAUAAGGCUGUUUCAUCUACACUGAAAAUCUGUUGUUUAGUGUAGCCACCUUCACCAAUUAGCUUGAUCUUCUGGAUAACUUGCUGCAGCCUCUACAUCAGCACGUACUGCUUCACCUUGCACUUUUAUGUUAUGGAGAUGGCUUCUUUCUUUAAACCUCAUGAACCAACCUGAGCUAGCUUCAAACAUUUCUUCUGCAGCUUCCUCACCUCCCUCAGCCUCCAUAGAAUUGAAGAGAGUUAGGGCCUUGCUCUUCAUUAGGCUUUGGCUUAAAGGAAUGUCUUGGUUUUCUAGUGCUGCUAUAACAGAAAUAUCACAAGUAGAUGGCUUUAACAAAGAAAAAUGCAUUCUCUCACAGUCUAUAAGGCUAGAAGUCUGAAUUCAGGGUGCUAGCUCUAGGGGUAGGCUUUUUGUCUCUGUAGGCUCUGGGGGAAGGUCCUUGUCAUCAAUCUCGCCCUGGUUGAGGAGCUUCUCACCACAGGGACCCCAGGUCCAAAGGAUGCACUGUUCUCCUGGCUCUUGCUUCUCGGUGGUAUGAGGUCCCCCUGUCUCUCUGCUCUUUUAUAUCUCAGACUAGAUUGGCUUAAACUGUAGAUUAAUCUUGUAGAGUCAGUCUACAUAACUACCGCUAAUCCCAUCUCAUUAACAUCAUAGAGACAGGAUUUACAACACAUAGGAAAAUCACAUCAGAUUACAAAAUUGUGGUCAAUCAACACAAUACUGGGAAUCAUGAUCUAGCUAAGUUGACAUAUUUUUGGGAGACACAAUUCAAUCUGUGACAGGGAACGUUGUCAUUGGCUUGAUCUUCUAUCUAGACCACUAAAACUUUCUCUGUGUCAGCAGUAAAGCUAUUUCCCUUUGGAAACCCUGGUGGCAGAGUAGUUAAGUGCUAUGGCUGCUAACCAACGGGCCAGCAGUUCAAAUCCUCCAGGUGCUCCUUGAAAAUUCUAUGGGGCAGUUCUACUUUGUCCUAUGGGGUCGCUAUGAGUUGGAAUCAACUCGAUGGCAGUUGAUUUUAGUUUUUGGUAUCAUUCCUGUGUUCACUGGAGUAGCACUUUCGAUUUCCUUUAAGAACUUUUCCUUCACAUUCACAACCUGGCUAACUGGUGCAAAAGGCCUACCUUUAGGCCUGUCUUGGCUUUCGUCAUGCCUUCCUCACUAAGCCUAAUCAUUUCUGGCUUUUUAUUUAAAGUGAGAAAUGUGUAACUCUUCUUUUCACUUGAACACUUAAAGGCCAUUGUAGCGUUAUUAAUUGACCUAAUUUCAAUAUUGUCAUGUCUCAGGGAAUAGGUAGGUCCUAGGAGAGGGAGAGAGAUGGGGGAACGGCCAGUCGGUGGAGCAGUCAGAACACACACAACAUUUAUCGAUUAAGUUCAAAGUAUUAUAUGGGCGUGGUUUGCUGUGCCCCAAAACAAUUACAGUAGUAACAUCAAAGAUCACUGAUUACAGAUUAGCAUAACAGAUACAGUAAAAAUAAAAGUUUGAAAUAUUGCGAGCAUCACCAAAAUGUGACACACAGACAGGAGGUCAUCACAUACUGUUGGAAAAAUGGCUCCAAUAGACUUGCUCCAUGCAGGGUUGCCACAAACCUUAAAUUUGUAAAAAAAAAAACGCAGUAUCUGUGCAGUGCAAUAAAGCAAAGCACAAUAAAAGUAGGCAUGCCUGUAUUCGUUUUUUUUAUUUUUUAAAAA